Molecule: messenger RNA, 1707 nt
Organism: Theobroma umbraticum
Lineage: Eukaryota; Viridiplantae; Streptophyta; Magnoliopsida; Malvales; Malvaceae
Product: late embryogenesis abundant hydroxyproline-rich glycoprotein family protein
Biological process (GO): defense response to other organism
Cellular component (GO): plasma membrane
Source: RefSeq, a predicted model, not a curated record
AAGAGAAAUAUCGAAAGACUUCCAGCCAUGUCAGCAUGUAAGACGCCGCGCGUGAAUCUUUCGAGCUGAAUCCAUGCCACCCGUACCCAAAGCCCCCAAAAGGCCAAACCCCUUCUUCCCGUGAGGGACAAAACUCCCUUCUCCGCACCCAUCUCUUUUAUUUUUUCUCUUUCUUUGCUCUCUCCUGUUCUCGCAAUUUUAGCUCCUUCUCUCGUCUGUCUGUCACAUUUCCAAUGACUUUGUCUCCCUGAUCCGAUUCUCUACGCUUUCUGCUCUUAUUCUUUAUUCCUUGCAUCACAAACAAAAAUUCUCCUUUUUUUUUCCUGUUCCCCCUUCCACCACAAAGCUCAUCAGAUCUCUGUAUCAUUCAAUUCACUCAUUCAUCACUUUUCCUUGGAUAUUGCAACCUUGUUGGCGUAUUUCUGAUAAGAUACACGAAUUCCCGUCGUUCAUCAUAAAUAAUAUUUGUUCAUUGAAUUCUUUCAAUUAUCCCAAAUUUGUCGAUUACGAAAGGAAGCUCUUUCUUUCUUCAUUCCGUGAUUUCAAUUUUCCAUUUUCGCAGCCCAGGAUAUUUAUACUUCUAUUAUCCACGCAAUGUCCGAGCCUCCUUUGAAACCGGUUCUCCAAAAGCCACCUGGAUACAAAGACCCAAACGCCCCGGCCGUCAAGCCUGGGUUUAGACCACCGCCACGAAAACCAGUUCUCCCACCUUCUUUCCACCCCAGGAAAAGAAGGAGUGGCUGUUGUCGCGUUUGCUGUUGCUGUUUCUGCAUCUUCUUUUUGAUCCUCAUUCUCCUCCUCCUCAUUUGCGGCGCCGUUUUCUACCUUUGGUUCGACCCGAAACUCCCCGGUUUUCACGUCCAGUCAUUCCGGAUCUCCCGUUUUAACGUCACCAAAAAAUCUGAUGGAACCUACCUCGACGCACAAACGACGACGAGAGUCGAAGUGAAGAACCCCAACUCAAAGAUGACGUAUUAUUACGGCAAUACGGAGGUUGACGUCAGCGUUGGGGAGGGUGGGGAUGAGACUGAGUUGGGAACGACGACAGUUCACGGGUUCACUACGGGGAAACAGAACACGACGAGUUUGAAAGUGGAGACAAAGGUGAGCAACAAGCUGGUGGAUGACGGGGUUGGUACUAGGCUUCAGGCUCGGUACCGAAGCAAGAGUUUACGAGUGAACAUGGAGGCUCGGACCAAAAUUGGAUUGGGUGUAGCGGGGUUGAAGAUUGGUAUGGUUGGGGUAACCGUUAAGUGUGACGGAAUCGCCCUGAAACGGCUCGACGGCGGUGACAUGCCUAAGUGCGUCAUCAACAUGUUAAAAUGGCUCAACAUUCAUUGAUACGGUUCACAUGCAUGAAAGUUCCACAAAGGGUAGAAAAGCCUGAUGGAUGAGACAAUUCUUCAACAUUUUGUAUCUACAUUGCAUUGUAGCUAGUUCUGGCUUCUUUUUUCUUUUCUUUUUUUUUUUAGUUCUUAAUUUUUUUAUAUAUAAAUUGCAAUAAUUAUUUUUACUACUAUCAUACAUUACAUAUACUUGUGGAAAAUGAAAAGGGAGAUCCAACCCCAAGUGUAUCAUUUCAUAUAACAGCCUAACGUGUUGUCCAUGUCUGAACUUUUGGCUUCUUCUGAUGUAAUGGGGUACAUAUACGUUCCAUUAUUUUUAUUUAUGGGGUUGAAUUUAAGCGUUUAUUUAUUUUGGGUGGUU